Molecule: messenger RNA, 867 nt
Organism: Trichoplax adhaerens
Lineage: Eukaryota; Metazoa; Placozoa; Uniplacotomia; Trichoplacea; Trichoplacidae
Exons: 10
Coding region: 1-867 (288 amino acids)
Source: RefSeq, a predicted model, not a curated record
AUGGCUACUUAUCAGAAUGGAACUUCAACGCGAUCAAAGCGAUUAAAAGGAAAAGUUUGCCUAGUAACCGGCGCUUCUCGUGGUCUAGGACGAACAUUCUAUCCAGAUCCUGAAUGUUCUGGCGGAUCGCUGUGCGAAACCGCGAAAGCGAUUGACGAUGCAGGUGGGAUUUGUUAUCCCGUUAAAUGUGAUCAUAGUCAAGAUGAAGACGUCAAGAGGUUAUUUGAACGAAUUACAUUAGAGCAACAUGGAAGGCUGGAUAUUGUGGUGAAUAAUGCUUUUUCAGGCAUUCGCGCCAUCAUUGACAAUCUACUGUUUCCAUUUUGGGAACAACCACUUUCCUUAUGGGAUAACGUCAAUGAUGUCGGACUAAGAAUAUCUAAUAAUGUAAAGUUCUUAAAAAUUGUCAAUUGCUGCCGGGGUUAUUAUACGACGACUUGGCAUGCAGCUCGGUUGAUGAUUGUCAGGAGUAAAGGAUUAAUUGUUAACGUAUCAUCUGGAGCGGCGUUAGAUAUCGCUUGUAAUGCUUCAUUAGGAAUUGGAAAAGCCGCUGUGGAUAGAAUGGCAACUACUUGCGCUAGAGAUCUAAAGCAAUUUAACAUCGCUAUGGUAUCAAUAUGGCCUGGUAUUGUAAGAACCGAAGUAACAGCACACUUUGAAAAAUCAUUAGAUUGCACUAAAGAGUUGAAAGAGAUGUCCGCCUAUUCUACACAGAUUAUUAGUAAAAUUAAACAAGAAGAUCCUCAAUUUACCGGAAGAGCUAUUGUAGCUUUAGCUACAGAUGAAACUAUUCUGAAUAAAUCAGGAAGAAUAUUGGAUAUAUCUGAUUUGGCUAGAGAGUAUGGAUUUACCGAUGUAGAUGGUUAG